GCCGCGCCUCCGCCUCCUGCCCCCUGCAGCGGGGUUACCUGUCACGGGGAGCCCGCUAAAUUUUACGGAUACGAUAACUUACAGAGACAGCAGAUUUUUACGACACAGCAAGAGGCCGAGCUGGUACAAUAUCCUGACUGUAAAUCGUCCAGUGCUAAUAUUGGCGAGGAACCAGACCACUUAAAUCAGAGCUCGUCUCCUGCUCAAAUGUUUCCCUGGAUGAGACCACAAGCAGCGCCGGGUAGGAGGAGAGGAAGACAAACAUACAGCCGAUUCCAGACUCUAGAGCUGGAAAAGGAGUUCCUAUUUAACCCCUAUCUGACCAGGAAGAGAAGGAUCGAGGUGUCCCACGCAUUAGGACUCACCGAGAGGCAGGUAAAGAUCUGGUUUCAGAACAGGAGGAUGAAAUGGAAAAAAGAGAACAACAAGGACAAAUUCCCCGCUUCCAGACAGGAGGGAAAGGAAGGGGAGGCCAAAAAGGAAGCACAUGAUCUGGAAGAAGACAGAGCUGAAGGCCAGACGAAUUAAUUUUUGCCCCAAAUGUCUUUGUGAAAGUCAAUCAAAAAUAAGCAGGGCUAAAGCCCGACAUCUCGGCUCAUCCACACCUCUACGUGAUCUUGUCGUGGGACGAGUGACCCCAUGUCCCUCCGUUUGACAUCUCCCUGCUUCGGGUGCUUCACUUGUUUGUGCUUUUAUUUUGUUUAUUAGCGUAUCCAGAACUAUCUCUAGAUUUAACAUUUCCUCUACUUAUUUUUUCAAAUUUGAUAAAGAGUUUCUAGCAAUAAAUUUCUAAUGAUAUACAUAUAUAUAUAUAUAUUUGCAAUCUUAAUGGACGGUGAUUGUGGGAAACAACAUAAACUUCCUAAUAAUAAAUAUUAAUAAGUAAGACAUUUAACAAU
Molecule: messenger RNA, 899 nt
Organism: Zonotrichia albicollis (white-throated sparrow)
Lineage: Eukaryota; Metazoa; Chordata; Aves; Passeriformes; Passerellidae
Gene: HOXD8
Product: homeobox D8
Biological process (GO): regulation of transcription by RNA polymerase II
Cellular component (GO): nucleus
Molecular function (GO): RNA polymerase II transcription regulatory region sequence-specific DNA binding; DNA-binding transcription factor activity, RNA polymerase II-specific
Source: RefSeq, a predicted model, not a curated record